AUGUACAUUGCGCAAGUGUUGAGAUACGACAUCAUGUACGCGACAGGUCACCUGGCUCGCCCGAUGGCGAAACCCAGCAAGGUUCACACGGUGACGGCAAAGCAAACCCUUCGUUACUUGGCUGGAACGAUCGAUUUCAGCAUCACUUACAAGAAAGGUGGUUUCAAGCUCGCGACUUUCUCGGACUCCAACUGGGCGAACAACCCUGACAACGGGAAGUCCACCUCGAGCUACCUGACGAUGCUGGCGAACGCUCCCAUGAGCUUCAGGUCAGGGCUGCAAGGUCUGACAGCAAUGUCCACCAUGGAAGCAGAGCUGGUCGCGUCGGCGCUGGCGAUGAAGGAAGCAGUGUUUUGCUCCAACAUGAUGACGGAGCUUGGAUUUGGGAAAGAAUUUGCACAACUGCCCGUGUACUGCGAUAACACGGCUACUCUACAUGCAUUGGGGAACCGGUCCUUCAGCUCGAGGACCAAACACAUCGCGUUGCGGUUCUUCUUUAUUCGAGAACUGGUGACGGAGGGGAAGAUCUCCAUCCAUUACGCCCCGACGGAGGACAACCUCGCCCACAUCGGUACCAAGCAUUUCAACAAACACAGGUUCAAACACCUAAUGGACCGCAUCAACAACUUCGACGUCAACGAGUUCACCGCCGUCGAAUAUAAAGGAAAAUGAAUGAUUUGUUUGUUUGAAUUUUCUGUUUCGGAUGCAGUUUACAUUUUCAUUUUAGUUAUGUAGGAAACAAGUACUAACACGUAAUUAAAACACGGAUGAAACGCAUUUACUUGCUUGAAAUUAUCAUUAUUUUGGUACAAUUCAGAGCGACUUUCAUUGAGGAGGAGUGUUAUGGAAAUGUUAGCACAUAGCCAUUAUGAGUCAAUGUUCAGUAGCACUGCACUUGUACGUCGUAGAUCAUCGUAGAUCUGUUAUGUGCUAGUUGGUAUGUAACGCGCGUUGUAUAUGCGGAGGAAUUACUUCUGUAGGAUUCUUUGUUGCCUUGACGAGUAGCUCACUCUCUCUCGUGUGGAUCCUUCCUGACUGUCUGGCAUCGUAGCCAUCCUGGUCAUCUCCAGUACCCAGCCAUCUUCUGGACUCUUGCAUACUCUGCGGUUUAUCUGUGUGUGUUGGCCACAAAAGCGCCAGUGUUUACAACAUCUUGUCACCUUCUUCAUCACACGGAAGCACUCACGUCUUCCAGGGCGUCCACUACACUAGUGUCACCUACUUGAUUAGCGUCAAGGACACAGCCUCUCUGCCACCUUGCUGGGGUAUACCACAAUAUCCAUAAU
Messenger RNA from Ectocarpus sp. CCAP 1310/34, 1286 nucleotides. The record is from the annotation of a GenBank genome assembly. NCBI's taxonomy places the organism in Eukaryota, Phaeophyceae, Ectocarpales, Ectocarpaceae.